AUGAUUGCUGGUUUCUCGAAGGCUACUACUCUUUACCUUGCCCCUGUACUGGCUCUUACUGCCACGAUCCUCUCGCUUUUUGCUUUCCUUGCGCCCACACUUCUACUCCAUGAUCGUGUGGCCUUGCUCACGGUCACACCAUCGACUACGUUGUCCCAACCAGGACCCUCAAAGUCAAUCGAUGGUCCGAGUGUGUUUAUCGGCAUAUUGGGCUCUUGCUCUAGGUCCAAUAACAAUGACACAGUAACUUGCACUGCUCCCGCACUGGCACCGGAAUACGCGCUUGGUGUCCUCCCGGAGAAUGCUCCCCGCCUUCUGUUAUCAGCCCCGUCCGCUGCUGCUCCUGGACUCAUCGCGGUUGCCUUGGCAUUCUCUGUCGUAUUCCUGGUUACCUUUACCCUCAUCUCCUUCCGUCACAAGAUGCCUGGAAAGGCUUCUAGCGUCUUCGAUGCCCCUCAUUUGCAGAACGCUUCAGCUUGGAUUGGCGUCUUUGGAUUUAUGAUUGGCUUUACUGCGUUCCUAAUUAUCCGCAUGUGGUUUGGGAAAACCGUCAAGGACUUCAAUGCCAUGAUCUUGGAGCAAGGUCAGCAAGGUCCGCAGCUUGUCGCUGAGAUUGGCAAUGCCUUCGUUAUGGUAUAUGUGGCUUACGCAUUUUUCGCUGUGCCGAUCAUCAGCUCCCUAACGAAGCUGAACGUCAAGCUCAGCAAGUAA
Messenger RNA from Coprinopsis cinerea okayama7#130, 711 nucleotides. RefSeq lists its product as hypothetical. The transcript is spliced from 5 exons. Bases 1 to 711 code for a protein of 236 amino acids. The record is from RefSeq and is a predicted model, not a curated record. NCBI's taxonomy places the organism in Eukaryota, Fungi, Basidiomycota, Agaricomycetes, Agaricales, Psathyrellaceae.